This is a messenger RNA of Guyanagaster necrorhizus, 852 nucleotides long. RefSeq lists its product as uncharacterized. The record is from RefSeq and is a predicted model, not a curated record. Lineage: Eukaryota; Fungi; Basidiomycota; Agaricomycetes; Agaricales; Physalacriaceae. Bases 165 to 479 code for a protein of 104 amino acids. The transcript is spliced from 3 exons.
AUCAGUCUCUCCUGCCAAUGCGUCAAUACAGCGUCCAUUAAGAGGGACCCGCCACAAUACUCGUCUCUAAUUCUGUACGCUGGCCGGGAGCCGGAUAAAUCCGGCUCAACCUAAUGAGGGAUAUAGAGCAACGACGCUUCUGAGUUCUGAGCCUGCAUUCUACGAUGAAGCCGCUGAUGGAAAUCAACAUUAUCCAACAAUUCAGGUGGCAGCCGAAUUCUUUCAAGGCUCACGGUGCUUCUUCUGCAGGCGGAGCCUGCCAGUGCGUCAAUACAGCGAUAUUAAAACAUAUAUUGGUACGGAGAAUGCCAAGCGCAAUGUGCUUGGUACCGUGGAGCUGCAAGAACAAGUCGCGCUUUGUAUUCAAAGGCACACCCGGAGCCGCGACGGUGCAAAGAGGAAGCAGAAGACGAAGAACCAGCGGUGAAGAAUCGAAUGGAUAUCGGUGCCGCAAAAGACUGGAAAGACGAGGCUCAUGAUCUGCACCCGGUGUGCGCAUCCCUCGCAAGCAGCCCUUGGUUCUCUCCGUGAAACUGGGAAAACCAUCCCGUGCGAGAACGAGGAUAACGUUAUGGGAUCAGGAAGAUCUGCAGCCGGAAUCGGACUUUGAACCGUCGUCGUUCACUAGCCAGCACACAGCGGCAACCUCGAACGCCGCGUCCGGAUAUUAAAGAAACCAUGAAAGGUAUUCUUUUUCCUGUUUUCGACUUGACCGCUAAUCAAUCAAUCCAUUUAUCAGUUAGACUGGGAUCGAAUCGUUGGUGUCGUCAUACGCAGUGGCGCUUUGGCCGCAGUACAGGGAAGGGAUGCAUGUAAGGGUAGGGGGGAAAGAGAAAGAAGGGGAAGGAGAAG